AUCUGCCCCAUUCAUUUCUAAUCCUGUACCCGGAAAAGUAACUCUUUGACGUGUAUGCAUGGUACCGUGUGUUUCCGGUAUAGCGUGUGUUCACAGUUAUCCAGCCUUUUCCUCUUGGGUUUCAAUAGAACAGUCACUUUGGAUUCCCGGCUCCUUACCUGUUUCCCCCUAAACGGCGUAUCUAACUUUGUGGACAUGGCAUCAUCAGUUUCGGCACAGGCGAAUCCUGCUCCGGUUGCGGCGCUCCAGAGAGGAAUAGUCAAGAUGGUCUUGUCAGGAUGUGCAAUAAUCGUGAGGGGCCAGCCACGGGGAGGCCCACCCCCGGAGCGUCAGAUCAACCUGAGCAACAUCCGUACCGGAGCGCUAGCUCGCCGCGCCCCCCAGAGCCAGCCCGACCAAAAGGACACCCCUGACGAGCCCUAUGCCUUCCAGGCCAGAGAGUUCCUGCGCAAGAUGCUGAUUGGGAAGGAGGUAUGCUUCACAGUGGAGGUCAAGACUGCUCUGGGCAGAGAAUACGGCAUGGUGUACCUGGGCAGAGACACCACCGGUGAGAACAUUGCUGAAUCUCUGGUGAACGAGGGCCUCGCCACCGUCCGCAGGGAAGGAAUCCGGGGCAACAAUCCAGAUCAGGCUAGACUGUGUGACCUGGAGGACCAGGCCAAGGCCUCCAAGAAGGGCAUGUGGACGGAGGGCGGCGGCACCAACACUGUACGCGACCUCAAGUACAUAAUCGAGAACCCCCGCAACUUCGUUGACUCCAUGCACCAGAAACCUGUCAAUGCCGUCAUUGAGCACGUGCGCGACGGUAGUGUGGUCCGUGCCCUGCUCCUGCCUGACUACUACCUGGUCACGGUCAUGCUCUCUGGGGUCAAGUGUCCGACGUUCAAGCGUGAGGCGGACGGCACGGAGUCGCCAGAGCCCUUCGCUGCCGAGGCCAAGUUCUUCACGGAGUCGCGUCUGCUCCAGAGGGACGUGCAGAUCAUCCUGGAGAGCUGCCCCAACCAGGUCAUCCUGGGUACCGUCCUCCACCCGAACGGGAAUAUCACAGAGCUGCUGCUGAAGGAAGGGUUUGCCCGCUGUGUGGACUGGUCCAUGGCCGUCUACACCCAGGGGGCAGAGAAACUCCGGGCCGGAGAAAAAUCUGCUAAAGAACGUAAAGUGCGUAUCUGGAAGGACUACGUUGCCCCCACAGCCAACAUGGACCAGAAGGACAGGCAGUUUGUGGCCAAGGUGAUGCAGGUCGUCAAUGCGGACGCCGUCGUGGUCAAGCUUAACUCUGGCGAGUACAAGACCAUCCACUUGUCCAGCAUCCGACCCCCCAGGAUCGAGGGCGAGGAGAAGAACAAAGACAAAGACAAGCGUUUCCGUCCCAUCUACGACAUCCCCUACAUGUUCGAGGCCCGCGAGUUCAUGAGGAAGAAGAUCAUUGGCAAGAAGGUGAACGUCACGGUGGACUACAUCAGAGCUGCCACCAGCUCCUCAGAGACCAGCACCAUCCCCGCCUUUGCAGAACGCACCUGUGCCACGGUCACCAUCGGCGGCAUUAACAUAGCCGAGGCGUUGGUCAGUAAAGGUUUUGCCACGGUCAUCCGCUACAGACAGGAUGAUGACCAGCGCUCAUCCCACUACGACGAGCUACUGGCUGCAGAGGCACGGGCAAUCAAGAACGGGAAAGGGCUGCAUAGCAAGAAGGAGGUUCCCAUCCACAGAGUGGCUGAUAUCUCUGGGGAAACACAGAAGGCCAAGCAGUUCCUGCCUUUCCUCCAGAGAGCGGGCCGCUCAGAGGCGGUGGUAGAAUACGUGUUCAGUGGCUCCCGCCUUAAACUCUACAUGCCCAAAGAGACCUGCCUCAUCACCUUCCUCCUCGCCGGUAUCGAGUGUCCGCGCGGCUCCAGGAACAUGCCCGGCGGCAUGCAGGUGGCUGAGCCCUUCAGCGACGAGGCCAUGGCCUUCACCAAGGAGCUGGUACUACAGAGAGAGGUGGAGGUGGAAGUAGAGAGUAUGGACAAGGCUGGUAACUUCAUCGGCUGGCUUCACAUCGAGGGGGUUAACCUGUCGGUGGCGCUGGUAGAGAACGCCCUAUCGAAGGUCCACUUCACGGCCGAGCGUAGCUCCUACUACAAGACCCUGGUAUCCGGAGAGGAGGCCUCCCGUCUCAGGAAAGACAAGAUCUGGGCCAACUAUGAGGAGAAGAAGGUGGAGGAGGUGGUGCACGUGAUGGAGGAGAAAGAGCGCACAGCCAACUACAGAGCUGUAUAUGUCACUGAGAUCACGGACACCAUGCACUUCUACACCCAGGACGUGGAGACAGGCACCCAGCUGGAGAACCUGAUGGAGACCAUGAGGGCAGAGAUCGCCGCCCAGCCCCCAGUGGAGGGCUCGUACGCUGCCCGCCGAGGGGACUACUGCAUCGCCAAUUUCUCCGCGGACGGAGAGUGGUACAGAGCCCGGGUGGAGAAAGUUCAAUCGCCAGCAAAGGUCCAUGUGUUCUACAUCGACUAUGGCAACAGGGAGAUAGUGCCGUCCACGCGCCUGGCUGUCAUUCCCCCAGCUUUCAGCAUUCGGACCCUGGCUGCACAAGCCACUGAGUACACCUUCGCCUACAUCCAGGUCCCACAAGACGAGGAUGCGCGUGCUGACGUGGUAGACAGCCUGGUGCGGGACAUCCAGAACACCCAGUGUCUCCUCAACGUGGAGCACAGCGGCGUCACCUGCCCCCAUGUCACACUGCAGUUCGCCGACUCCAAGGACGACGUGGGCCUCAGCCUGGUCAAGGAGGGCAUGGUCAUGGUGGACGUGCGGAAAGAGAAGCACCUGCAGAAAAUGGUGACGGAGUAUCUCAACGGUCAGGAGUCUGCCAAGACUGCCAGGCUCAACAUCUGGCGCUACGGAGACUUCCGCGACGACGACGCAGACGAGUUUGGCUACAAACUAAAAAAAUGAAAAGCGCACCGUGCCAUUCCAAAGACCAACGCGGAAGACGAGAUGCACUCAUUGGACGAGAAAAAGUGACAGAAAACGAUUCAACGAAAAUAAAACAAAGUAAAGGACAAGCAUUGACUCUCUCUCUUCCUUUUAUUCCAUGUUCAUCCUCCUGGUCCUCUCUCCUGCUACUCUGCACAUCCCUUCCUCCUCCUCCCCUCUCCUGCUACUCUGCACAUCCUUUCCUCCUCCUCCCCUCUCCUGCUACUCUGCACAUCCCUUCCUCAUCCUCCUGGUCCCCUCUCCUGCUACUCUGCACAUCCCUUCCUCAUCCUCCUCCUCCUCUCUCCUGCUACUCUGUACAUCCCUUCCUCCUCCUCCUGGUCCUCUCUCCUGCUACUCUGUACAUCCCUUCCUCCUCCUCCUGGUCCCCUCUCCUGCUACUCUGUACAUCCCUUCCUCCUCCUCCUGGUCCCCUCUCCUGCUACUCUGUACAUCCCUUCCUCCUCCUCCUGGUCCCCUCUACUGCUACUCUGCACAUCCCUUCCUCCUCCUCCUCCUCCCUCCGGACUCUGAAAGAGCAUACUAUAGCUAUGAACUCAUAAAAACAGUGACUGUCCAAUCCUUCCUCUUUUCCACCCUUCCUGAGCCACUACCAGUUGUUCUUAUCAUGUCCCCCCCCCCCCCCCCUGCUGCAGAGCUCCGUUAAUUACCAUGUCAUCCUUUCCUGAUUAGUGAUGUCAUACGCCCACACUAAUCAUGCGCAUCGCUACCUUACCCUAUCCCUACCACAGCCAAUCCCUCCUAUCCGUUGUACAGGAAAGGGGCUAGGCCUUGAGAAGAGGAUCCAUUCACUUUUAUUAUUAACAGCUUUUUGCAGAGAGAAACGCUUCCUUAAUGAAUGACAAGAAAUGAAUAAUGCUAUGUUUUAUGAAGUUAAUUUUAAAAAGCUAGCUCGAGAUCCACACCAACCGGACAAGCUUAUUUCUGUCCUUGAUGUAUACCUAUGUGAUAUGACAUUUAAUGACGUUUAUGUUGGGAGUGUUUUAUUCUCGUCUUUCUUCUUCUCCCUCUCUCUCUCGUGGCCAGAACACCUUGACAAACAGCAUUUUCUCAUCUUCCUCCUCCCUCUUUCUGUAAUGUUUACAUAUGAUGGUGACAUGAUGAUCUCUGUCUCUCUCUCUCUCUGUCUCUGUAUGCCGUAGCAGAAACAGUGUUUGGAUUUGUUUCCUUAUGACAGCCCUUGUCAUUGUAUUAAAAAAUUCUGCUGAAUAAAAAUGAGCAAAUGAUUAAAAAGAA
Messenger RNA from Oncorhynchus mykiss (rainbow trout), 4221 nucleotides. RefSeq names its product staphylococcal nuclease domain-containing protein 1. The record is from RefSeq and is a predicted model, not a curated record. Gene Ontology annotation, biological process: regulatory ncRNA-mediated gene silencing; mRNA catabolic process. Lineage: Eukaryota; Metazoa; Chordata; Actinopteri; Salmoniformes; Salmonidae. Gene Ontology annotation, molecular function: nuclease activity; RNA binding. Gene Ontology annotation, cellular component: cytosol; nucleus; RNAi effector complex.